GGUCUCCCGCGGGCCGGGGGCGGCCCCGCCAGGGCCCGGCCCCGCCCGUUCGGGGUCCCCCCGGAGCCCCCCGGGGCUGGGGGGGGUCCCGGGGGGGAUAAAAGCGCCCCUGGGGGGUCCCGGUCCCACCGCUCCCCCCGCGCCCGGUACCGGCCCGACCCCGACCCGGCCCCGCUGAGAGACCCAGACCACCCCGGGACCACCGGGACCCUCCCCCGGGACACCCCCGGGACCCCAAUCGGGACCGGGACCCCCCCCCCGGGACCGGCCCAGUCGGGACCGGGACCCUCAGGAAGGGUCGGGACGCCCCCGGUGUCACCGGGACCGGGAUUCGGGACCGGGACCGGGACAGGGACAGGGACAGGGACAGGGACCUCCCGUCGGUGUCACUGGGACCGGGAUUUGGGUCCGGGAUCUGGGACCGGCACCGGGACCGGGUCAGGGACCGGGACCGGGACAGGGACCCCCCGUCGGUGUCACCGGGACUGGGACCGGGAUUCGAGACCGGGACCGGGACCGGCACCCGCUCCCCCUUCGGUGUCACCGGGACCGGCACCGGGAUUUGGGUCCGAGAUUCGGAACCGGGACCGGGACAGGGUCAGGGACAGGGACCUGAUCCCCCCUCGGUGUCACCGGCACCGGGAUCCGGGUCCGGCACCGGGAUUUGGGUCCGAGAUUCGGAACCGGGACCGAGCCCCGCCCUCCUCGGUGCCACCGGGACCGGGAUUUGGGUCCGAUAUCCGGGAUCGGGACCGGGACAGGGACCGGGACCGGGACCGGGACAGGGACGUGACCCCCCCUCGGUGUCACCGGGACCGGGAUUCGGAACCGGGACCGGACCCCGCCCCCCCCGGUGUCACCGGGACCCCCCCAAACCCCCCGGUCCCGCCCCUCCCCCACCGGGCUAUAAAUAGCCCCGGCCCGAACAAGGAGCGGAGCGGGGAGGCCACGCCCCCCUGGGGGACACGCCCCUUCCAGCAGGACACGCCCACCAGGACACGCCCCGGAGCCCCCCCCGUGUCCCCUGUGUCCCCUCCGGUGGCACGUGUCACGGUGUCCCCAGUGUCACCUGGCUGUCCCCUGGGCCACCUGUCACCUGGCUGUCCCCGUGUCCUCCAUGUCCCUCCUGUCACCUGGCUGUGGCCGUGUCACCUGUGUCCCCUCUUGUGGCACGUGUCGCGGUGUCCCCGGUGUCACCUGGCUGUCCCCACACACCCCGUGUCCCUUCUGUCACCUGGCUGUGGCCGUGUCACCUGUGUCCCCUCCUGUGGCACGUUGCCACCAUGCCGUUCAGCAACACCCACAACAAGUACAAGCAGAAGUUCUCGGCCGAGGAGGAGUUCCUGA
Passer montanus (Eurasian tree sparrow) is the source of this 1347-nucleotide messenger RNA. RefSeq names its product basic proline-rich protein-like. The annotation marks the transcript as partial. The transcript is spliced from 4 exons. The record is from RefSeq and is a predicted model, not a curated record. Lineage: Eukaryota; Metazoa; Chordata; Aves; Passeriformes; Passeridae.